GAUGGCGUCAGAUGGAGAGUUUGUUGAGAAGUAAACUCUCCUUCAAAAUGAGCAGAAAAUUGCAAUACUUUCAUUUGAGAAUGAAACUUUUAAACAUUUUUGUAUAAGUUCCUUUAUUUUUUAGAAAUAUGUUUCGGUUCUUUUGCCUAAGUUGAAGGUCCAGUAUGAGUUCAAGCGACGAGAGUGACGACGAAGAAACUUUUCCUUCAACUUCACUGYCAMAGUCGGAGUUGUAUCGUGCUGGUCUCAAACCUGCUUUGGAYAAUAUAUUUGCAGAGGUGCAAGCUAAUAUUCCAGUAAUUGGCUCUGAUAGUGACUCUGAGUUGAAUAGUGAUGAAGAACCAGUAAUAUUCAAUAGAAGUGGAGAUUUUACCUCCUUGACAUCUUCAGAAGAUCUACAUGUAACAGAAGCAUUCAAAGAAWCCCUUCAAGUCCUUGAUGAUGAAUCAGGAAUCAACACUCAAGAUGUCAAAGAUGAAGUUGGAAAAACCUGUUCAUCAACAUCAACUGACAGUGGCCUUUCUAUGUCUGAUCUGAAUGACAGCUGCAAUCAUAAGACAACUGUCGAGAAGGAGCUUAUCCCAUCAACCUCUCAGAAGGCAACUUAUUCAAGAAAUGUCCAAGAACAAGAAGCCAAAGACAAUCCCAUCCAGCUAAACUUUGCACGUCUCGCAGACAUCGAUUUCUCAAGCCUGAUGGAACAAGUCAGCGAUGUGACAAUUCCURUAUGGCCAGACAUAAUUCCCCUUGAGACAGACACUAACAACAAUGCUGAASUAGAUUCAGAUUCUAAUGACAAUAGCUCAAGCAGUGAAGACCUGAUGAGGCAACUUGUGAAUCUCACUCAGAAACAAAAGGAUGAAGCUGUAUCCUGGAGUGAAUCRAUUCCUGAGCAGAGUGACAUGAAGACUGUGGAUAGUGGUAUUCAAGCAGAUGGUUUAUACAAUGAUACAGGAACAAUGGCCAGGCAGACAACAGCAUCUAUUGGUGUGAGUGCAUCAUUUCCAGGUCUGUCAUCUCAUGGUGAUGUMAAUCAUGCAAACAAAAGAGUUUCACAAGAAAGAGGAACAGUGUUUAUUGAUGUUCGCAAUCAGAAAAUUGAACCAAGAAUACAUGGGAAGGGAUCAGAAUCAGUAUCAAGYUCUAUUCAGAGAAUUUUGGGUAUUCAAGAUGAAGACAGUUCCUCCAGUAGCUCUGAUGAUGAAAAUGACAUGGAAUUAUGGCAUGAGCAACGUAGACGAAUAAAACAAGGGAUCGCUGCAAGGAAUCAAGCAGCURYAGUAGCUACAACWACACACAAGGGGUCAUCUAAUSUACAAGGAUCAUUAACUAAACAAGAUACUAACUUGCAAACAAAUGUUCUUCAAAACCAURAGAAGAAGUCUGSCAUUACAAAAGCUGCUCGAAUCGCCCCAUUGGAAGAGAAAUGCUCUGAGAUUAAAGAAAAAAAGAAAAUCCAAAUAAAAGAGAAUGACGAGAAAGUACARSCMAGCAAGGAACAGAAUUACAUUCUCAUUAAUAAACACAUAUCACCAACUGAAACUGUUGCUGAAUUUGUUCUCAUUCCAUCGCCAGAAUUUGAUCGCUUAGCUGCAGAAAGUAAGAAGCUGAGAGAUUCAUCUUCCAAUAAAGAAGCGCCAAAGAAGAAUGUCAAAGAAGCUUGGGUAGAAAUUCAAGUGGACGAACAAAAAAACAACAAGUCAGACGCACAAAAAGCAAAGUCAAUCAACAAACCUGAAGAAAAAAUACCAGUGAAACAGGUUGAAAAAGAAAUUAUCACGCCUUUACAAUUUUCUGAAAAUCAUAAACCACUGAUACAAGAACUUUUUAAAGCCAAAAGUACCGAACUAACUAACAAUAAAAUACAGUCAUCAAAACUGAAUACCCCCCGAAAUAACAAAGAAGUGAAAAGCAAGUUUUCAAAGAAAGAACUGGAGCAGCAAAAGAUAGUCAAUGAGAAGUUGAAAGCAAAAAAAGAGCGUAUACAGCACCGAUUGGAAAGCGUCAAGCGAGAACGUGAGACAAGGUCUGUAGGAGGGCGUGUCUGUAUAGCCGCACCCCAUACACCAGUUAUAUAUGAUAUGGAUGCAUCAUACGAAGCUGCACCGAUGUGUCUACCUGACAACUAUGCCAACAAGCAUUACCUUCUCUUGUCCAUUUCKCUCCCGGUCUGUGGAGAACUCUCACUAGGGGGUAACAAAGCCAGUAGUGGUAAAGGGGGUAACAAAGGCACCCACACGGGACAAGAUGCGCACGCGUAUAAUCUCCUUAUAGCUUGGCUAUUAUCUCUUGUCCCAGUACCUCAGAAAACGUACUACGUAGACUUUGCAGAUGUCUGUGAAUCACCCUUUUACGUCAUUGGUCUGCAACAAACAUGGCACGAAGGAGAACUCUCCAUGAAGAUUGGGAUUUGCAGUAGAGAUAAUUUCCAACCAACACGCACAAAGCAGGGAGGUCGAGGCAAUGCAUUUCAGUCCUCCGUCUCAAAAUUYCUGAGGACAAAUACUCUCUGUAGCGUCUUGACCAAGUUAUCCAGCUAUCCCGCCAUCUUUGUCGAUUCAGCCAUUGGAAAUAAGAAYUUGUCAACGCUUCUGGUAAUCAACUCUGAUCCCCAGGCUAUGAUCCGCGUAUUCGGUGCAGAGCCUGGGUUCUUUUGGAAAACGAUGGAGGUCGAGGAGUCGACUGAUAAUCAUUCUUCAAAUAUCGAGAAUUGUGGUCCCGAGAUGAGCAACACAAUGAUGUUGAUUCAAUACGAGGCUUUCCAUGACCCUUCAUGUAUGAUUGAUGUACUAAAUCGCGUAUGGAGUGAAGGUUUUGACCUUGUUGGGAUAAGGCUAUUAUACACUAGUAAUAUCCCAUUGGAAGAAAGGCCUGGUCUUGACCAUUCAACGUGUAAUGUCUUCCCUCGCGAAGGCCCUCUUUUAGCGUUGGCAAUCAGAGGCCCAGAUGCCUUAGUUCGAUGGUUUGAAGUCGUUGGACCUAGUGACGUCUGGCUUGCUCGUCGUACUAACCCGAACUCUCUCCGAGUCAUCUACAGUAAUGAUGAUAAGGAAGAUCACYUGUUUUACUGCCCAAGGCGUUCUGGGAGAGCGAACGCAGAGCUUGCGCGCUGGUUUGGUGGUCGCGUCCCUCCAGGAGAUACCUUGAACAUCGGCAGUGAUGACGUUGUARUUCAAAGACCAAGGUCAGGAUCAAGGGGGAGAAAAGAUGAGCAGCUUCCUACAAGYCMACUUCAUACRCCACUACCCUCUCCUCCCUGCACACUUGUGGCUUCGACAGAWUCGUUGGUUGUUAUAGUUGCCUCACCCCUUAUCUUACCUCGAUGUUUUGGCUAUAUUCUGGCGAUUUGUUUUUCUAGAGGUUUCACUCUAAAUGGUAUACGAAGAAUUAGGCUCCAUCCCCCACAGUUUAAGGAUGGYAACAGAGACGCUCUUGGCCUCACUUCGGCACAGAUGUCUGUGUUCUGCCCUUUGAGAUCGUACGGUGGGGACUUGACUACGUCGUUCGCGUCCACGUUUGACAUCAAYGAGUCUGAAGAUAGCUACCCAUUUUCAGUAGCAUCAACAAUGUUUUGUUUGCGUAAAGAAAAYGGCGUCCAUCAUUCAGCAUCCCUUGUAAGAUCACUAACCGAAGAGCUUGCMCGUAUUGAUUUCCUCCCUAGUGACGUCAUUACUCGUGGCCAGGCUGCCGCAAUCAAAAUGUGCUUUGCUGUUGCACCUUAUAGUGAUCACUUCGCUAAUGUAGUCGGCRGUAAGAUGAAGCAAAUGCCAAACUCGAACAUGUAUGUAGCAGCAUCGCUGAGCCAUUCAUUCUACUCAAACCCAGAGYUGGAACAGGUUUGCGUGCUCACUCUAAUGAAGGAAAAAGCAGCAAAGCACAGCCAUGCAAUCCUGGAUUACCUUACCUUGAAUUCUCCUCGACCGUCAGAUAUGAUGUUUGAAGACGACGAACUGGACUAUUGUGGUUUUGAAUUGCUUGGAAUCAAGCUAGUAACAUCGAUGACUCUUCAUCAGGCCAAGGAAUUCACGCCUUAUGAGAUAGGUGAUAAACUGUGGCAAAGCAGCCUGAAACCGUUGACCUCUGGACCUGCUCUUAUCAUCGCCCUUAGAGGCAUCAACGCCUUUGAUAGACUAAGACAGUUUAUUCAUUCCUUUUAUGGCUGCUCACCUAGAAAACGCCCUCAACAUACCAAGGAUGGAACAUGCCCAGAUAUGUUUAUGUCCUGUACACCAGAAAUUGCCUACCGUCAGCUGACCGCCAUCUUYUUUGAGCAUGAACUAUAUGCAGAUCAUUCCAAGCGCUCAAAUCUGCAUCUUUUACCCCAUGCUGGAAGGGACUUAACCCAUCCUGAUACGAAUAACUCGAGUCCUAAUCCGAAGCAGAAAGGCAAGAAGUCAGGACGUGGCAACGUCUCGACAGGGCGUGGGAUGCAGGCUUUGUUACCCGAUGACGCCCCUAUAAUAUCUAGUCUCCUUGCUGGUCCUAGCUUAUUGAAUACGGUGUGUAUAGUGAAACCCGAUGCUGUACCAAGGCAUGUUGGYAAGGUACUCAAGCGACUUGCCAGGGAGGGCUUUCUGGUGGUUAAUAUGCGUAUGGACAUGCUGUCGAAUAGUGAAGCAGUAGCAGUAGUUGCAAGAGACUGGGGAUGUAGUAAAACUGACAUGAGUGCUCAUGCCAGCCACCUUUCCUCGGGCCCAUGUCUYGUGAUGAGCAUCCAGCGUGAAAACGCAGUUGGUAAACUACUUGAGGUACUGGGACCAAGCAGCCCUGAAGAAUGCAGACACGAGUCUCAAUUCUAUUUGAGAGGAUCGUAUGGAAYAGACAAGAUCUCCAAUGCUUUAUAUGGGUCGUGUUCAUAUUACGAUUCAAUGAAGGACCACAAGCUUCUGUUUACGCACGGCGUUUGUUGUUCCCCGACUGUUGAGCUAAAAGCCGAAGAAAUUCCCUGCCUUGCAUCUGACAAGAUCUUCAGUGUUGACCAUCGACGAUCCCUAGUCGACGUUCCCGAGGAUUUCGACACUGUCACCAACAAAGAUGAAGCAUUUACGACCCUCCUUCCACCGUCUUUGCUAGAGUUAAACUGCCUUCUCCUUCUACCAGACCUUUUAAGGUGGCAAGGGGGAUCCUCCUCGGUCAAGCAAACUCCAGGUUUUAUUGAAAUCAUUGAUGGAUUGAUAACUGCUGGAGCUCAACUAGUUGGAGUUCGUAUGUUGCGGUUUAACGAUAAUCAAGCCGCGCACUGUGCAAGGAUGUAUAGUGAUAGUUUACCAUGUGAYAUGAAGCCAUACCAGUUGGCAGCACAGAUAGCCCAAAGUCCUUGUUUGUUGAUAGCAAUUCUAAGAGACGGUGCAGUCACCUCCUUUGAGACCUUGCUUGGAAAUCCCAUCAAGUCGAAUUCUCUGGCUACCAAAUAUGGAAAGUACGUACUUGCAGCCAAGUCGUUCAAGAAGGCGCGAUGUUUAUUGGAAUGCUUCUUUGACCGUCUGAUGCCCAACAAGAAGGCUCAAAUCCAGUGCAGUCAAUGAUAUCCAAGCGACAAUUCACGCGCUUCACGUGGUGAUAAGUGUUGACUUUUGUUGGUGCCGUUGGACCUCUCUGAUAACGAACACCUUUAUAAUACGAACGCUAUCAUAUAUUAAGAACAGCUCUUUCAUUUAUGGCAAGUGUUCAMUUGUGAAUGUCACAAGUACGAGUAUGUGCUGCUAAUACUCAAUUCACCGYGAUAUUACAGGCAUUUCUGGUUUGAUCUUAGACGUUUUGAUCAGAGAGGUUCUUGUGUACCGGUCGACAUAUAAUAGAAAUUCUUACGUAGAACCGCUCUAAACAGAAAAGAAUUUUGCGGUUUUUAUAAAUAUUUUCAAAAUCUAACGAAAUUGAGGAAUUUAAAUAUCCUAUUUAUGAGCCGAAAACUUUGGCUCGAUUUUUGUAUCGUCGGUUUUCAAUUUAUUCACUGAAGUCCUUGGCUKACAGAAGUUUUCYCAAUCUGAGUUAUUUUUCUUGGCAGCCUUUAGUUAAGCUUCUGCCAGUUCAAGACGACUUUUCAAGUGUCUACUCAGUCAAUUUUUCUUUACUCCUGUGUGAUUUUUGGGUUCAUAUGUAUAAUAUUCAAAUGUAAUUGUUAUUUUUUUCAUUCCUUUUGACAAGGGAUAUCUUUUAUUAGAUUCAUAUUAUGUACAGUGUUUGACAUGACAACGAAUCAUUGUCACAAGAGUGGGUGUGUAAUAGGAAAAACACCGACGCCAUUUUCUACACAACAUUAGGAAAGUAUGAUGCGAGAUGUGGUCCUCGCAUUUUUUAUGUCGGUUGAAAUAUUUCCCUUUAGAUUUUUUUCCUUUCCAAAGAUGCAAAUAGUUUUGCUGCUUUUCUAAAGACUGAGGACACAAAAACUGAUUUUAGAUAACGGAGGACUUACAUUUUCCUAGGUAGAAGAUGGCGUCGUUCUACGGUGCAAUUUUGUCUUUUGAUGAGAUAAAACUCAAGACCUUGUAUAAAACUCAAGACCUUGUAUAAAACUCAAGACCUUGUAUAAAACUCAAGACGCUUGAGGCAACUGUAGAUAUCUUGUACAGUUAAAAAAUACGAGGAUCGCUCCCUAGUGUCUUGUAGCUGCCACAAGACGUCACACUGAAUAAGUCUUCAAAUAAUCUGGAAUAAUCUUAGUAUUUACAUAUACAGCAAGCAGCAUUGGAAUAAUUUUGCUGUUAUGCGGAAAACGUUUUACUCCUUUCUGGCUACUCGCAAAACAAAAGGAUUUAGAGCCAUAUACACUUUUAUUUGGUAAAUUCACUAGUACUGUUAUUGAGUUAUGGCCCUUUUUUGUAUUCACUUCAUUGAAUAAUUCAUCGUAUUUGAAGUUGAACCUAGAAUUUGCUCUAUUUAUUUUUGAUACUAAGAUUUUUAUGUCAAAAUAUAAGGGGUUUAUUUGAAUUUGCUUGGUGCCAGUUUGGCCCUAAAGUGUUAUUGAUGAUAAAAGUGAAAUAAAAAGUACACUUUGUGAAAAAA
This is a messenger RNA of Exaiptasia diaphana, 7002 nucleotides long. RefSeq lists its product as uncharacterized. Lineage: Eukaryota; Metazoa; Cnidaria; Anthozoa; Actiniaria; Aiptasiidae. Gene Ontology annotation, cellular component: centrosome. The transcript is spliced from 13 exons. The record is from RefSeq and is a predicted model, not a curated record. The coding region runs from base 165 to 5525 and encodes 1786 amino acids.